This is a messenger RNA of Mangifera indica (mango), 1831 nucleotides long. Its product is annotated as alpha-L-fucosidase 1-like. The record is from RefSeq and is a predicted model, not a curated record. Gene Ontology annotation, biological process: fucose metabolic process; glycoside catabolic process. Gene Ontology annotation, molecular function: alpha-L-fucosidase activity. The transcript has 3 exons. Gene Ontology annotation, cellular component: lysosome. NCBI's taxonomy places the organism in Eukaryota, Viridiplantae, Streptophyta, Magnoliopsida, Sapindales, Anacardiaceae. The coding region runs from base 174 to 1646 and encodes 490 amino acids.
AGCUUUUUCUUCUCUCUUUUGGCUCUAGCUCAUCAAAGAAUCUCCACCGGCUUUUUGUUUGGUCCCGUAUCUUAUCAUAUAACCCAUCUCCACAGGCCAAUUUUCUCUCAAUAAUUGCCUCUAUAUAACGUAUAGAGGGAGAGAAUUAUAAAGCAAAGAGAAACAAUAAUCGGAUGAUUAUGACCAAAUUACUGUGUUUUUUACUUGCAAUAGCGUUGUUUCAACAAUCAAAAUUUGUUAUUUCUCGACGUGAGCAAGUUACAACUCCACCAUUGCCUGUUUUGCCACUGCCAUCUUAUUCUCAACUGAAAUGGCAACAAAGAGAGCUCAUAAUGUUCUUCCACUUUGGAGUCAACACAUUCACCGACUCUGAAUGGGGCACUGGAAAAGAAAGCCCAGCUAUAUUCAAUCCAGUUGGGCUCGAUGCGAACCAGUGGAUCAGUGCGGCAAUGGAGGCAGGAGUUUCUCUUGUCAUACUAACAGCAAAGCACCACGAUGGAUUUUGCUUGUGGCCUUCAAAAUACACUGACCAUUCUGUCAAACUCAGUCCCUGGAAAAAUGGCCAUGGUGACGUUGUACAAGAGUUUGUAAAUGCGGCUAAAGCUCGUGGAGUAGAUGCCGGGUUGUAUUUAUCUCCAUGGGAUCGCCAUGAUCCGAGAUAUGGCCAUGAUUUGCAGUAUAACGAAUACUACUUGGCUCAAUUGCAGGAGCUACUCAACAGAUACGGAAACGUCAGGGAGAUAUGGUUCGAUGGAGCAAAGGGUUCAAAUGCGCCUAACAUGUCUUACUAUUUUACAGAGUGGUUCGCCAUGGUGAAGGAGUUGCAGAGCUCCAUCAACUUGUUUUCGGAUGCGGGUCCGGAUGUCAGAUGGGUUGGUAAUGAAAAAGGAUUCGCUGGAAGCACAUGCUGGUCCACCAUCAAUCGCACAUCUCUAUCAAUCGGAAAUGGAAGCAUUGUCAAUUACCUAAACACGGGUGAUCCAAAGGGGACAGAUUGGCUGCCAGCAGAAUGCGACGUUUCAAUCAGAACUGGAUGGUUUUGGCAUAAAUCACAAUCACCAAAGAAGCUGAGUAAACUGCUUGAGAUUUACUAUAAUUCAGUGGGAAGAAAUUGUGUUAUGCUACUCAAUGUUCCUCCGAAUUCAACCGGAUUAAUAUCUGAAAAUGACGUUCAAAGAUUGAGAGAAUUCAGAAACGCCAUUAACACAAUAUUUUCAGCAAAUUUAGCAGACAACUGCACAAUAAAAGCUAGCAGCCAAAGAGGAGGCAAAGAUGGUGGUUUUGGACCCGAAAAUGUACUAGACAAUGACCAUUUGUGGACAUAUUGGGCUCCAAGAGAUGGCAAAGAUGAUGAAAAUUGGAUUGAAAUUAAGGGUGAAGAUCAAGAAGGGUUGACGUUUAAUGUGAUCAGAAUUCAAGAAGCGAUUGGGCUUGGUCAGAGGAUCAAACAGCAUGAAGUUUACGUUGAUGGUAAACUGGUGGCAAAAGGAAGCACAGUUGGGUACAAGAAACUCCACAGGCUUGAAAACGGAGUGAUAAAUGGACAUGUGGUGAAGAUCAAAAUCACGAAAUCUAGGGCACCGCCUUUAAUUUCUUCAGUUGGUUUGCAUUUUGAUCCUUACUGGCUCCCAAAAAAUGGCCGGUGACCUAAAUUAUGGGUUGCUUUUUGCCGACCUUUAUGCAUGUGUUUGAGGGCCAUGCCCACGCUCUUAUGUUUGAUCUCUUUUGUCCUACGUAGGAAAAGUAUAAAGGCAUUAGCGAUUAGUGCAAGGAGCCAAAAGUCACAGAGAAGCAUGAAGGAAUAAAAGUGAUUAAAAUUUCCAGUAGUUCA